AUGCCUCCCAGGAUACCCAUCCGAGUGGCGCUGCCACGCUUCGCCGCAAUCAACUGCUCGCCCUCCCUCCUCCUCCCGCACAUCCCCCAGCGCGGCAUCAAAUACGGCUGGUCGACCGCACCGCCGAGAUCCAAGCACAAGCGCUUCAACCAGCCCAGCGCCGGCCUCCCCGCGCUGACGACCGGCCCGGCCGCCGCCCUGAAACGCCGCGAGAACACGACGCCGCUGCGCACGGGCGUGCUGGCCAUCAAGAAGGGCAUGACGAGCAUCUUCCAGGGCAAGACGCGCGUGGUGUGCACUGUGCUGCAGAUGGAUCAGGUGCAGGUUAUUGCGAACAAGACGCGAGAGAAGCACGGUUACUGGGCGGUGCAGAUUGGCCUGGGGGCGAGGCAGGGGCGCAACGUAACAAGCCCGAUGCUGGGAUACUACGAGGCAAAGGGCAUUGCGCCCAAGGCCGAGCUGGCAGAGUUCAAGGUCCGCGAUCAGGAGGGGCUGCUUCCCGUGGGAGCGCAGUUGCUGCCAGACUGGUUCCAAUUAGGGCAGCAUGUCGAUGUGCGAGCUCGAUCGAGAGGAAUGGGCUUCGCCGGUGGUAUGAAGCGUCACGGAUUCGCCGGCCAGGAAGCCUCGCACGGUAACUCGAAGAACCACCGAACAAUCGGUUCAACAGGUCCCUCGCAGGGUGGCGGUAGCCGAGUCAUCCCCGGCAAGAAGAUGCCCGGCCGCAUGGGCAACGAGUUCCGAACGGUGCAGAACCUAAAGGUGCUCAAGGUAGACAAUGAGCUGGGCGUAGUGCUGGUCAGCGGGCCGAUCCCCGGGCCAAAGGGCCGCAUUGUGCGGCUGCAGGAUUCGAAGAAGAGAAAGGCCCCUGCGCUGCCGUACCGAGUCAAGGCGCUGGAGCAACUGGAUGAGAGACAGCCUGGCUUGCAGGAGAAGCUGGAGCAGGCGCGGUUGAGGCACUUGGAGAUGCAGGCUCAGCGCCAGGCACAUGUUGCGGAGGUGUAA
Messenger RNA from Trichoderma gamsii, 1002 nucleotides. RefSeq lists its product as hypothetical. Lineage: Eukaryota; Fungi; Ascomycota; Sordariomycetes; Hypocreales; Hypocreaceae. The transcript has a single exon. The record is from RefSeq and is a predicted model, not a curated record. The coding region runs from base 1 to 1002 and encodes 333 amino acids. Gene Ontology annotation, biological process: translation. Gene Ontology annotation, molecular function: structural constituent of ribosome. Gene Ontology annotation, cellular component: ribosome; mitochondrial large ribosomal subunit.